UGGGAAGAAACGAUGACGUAUGUUGGAAUGACGCAAUGUCCCAGCGCCUGGCAACAACCCGCACCGAGUGAUUCAUUCUGAAGUCUGAGAGAUGGCUUAGCUAGCCUGCUAAUUCACUAAAAGUUAACCAUGAAUGUGACUCGGAUGAAUUUAAAAAAAUCUAAUUUAGGCUAGUGUUCUUCCCUUUUUAUGAUAUACAACCAUCCAAGCAUGAAGUUGCUCCACAAAGACAUUGAAAAAGAUAAUGCCGGUCAGGUGACUCUGAUGCCAGAGGAGGCCGAGGAUAUGUGGCACACCUACAACCUGCUGCAAGUGGGGGACAGCCUGAGAGCCUCCACUAUCAGGAAGGUGCAGACAGAGUCCCAGACCGGCAGUGUUGGCAGCUCCAGAGUUCGGACCACGCUGACCUUAAGUGUGGAGUCUAUUGACUUUGACUCCCAGGCCUGCCAGCUGAGAGUAAAGGGCACUAACAUAGUGGAGAACCAGUAUGUCAAGAUGGGGGCUUACCACACUAUUGAGCUUGAGCUCAACAGAAAGUUCACUCUCGCUAAAAAGAGCUGGGACAGUGUCGUGUUGGACAGAAUUGAGCAGGCAUGUGAUGCGACCCAGAAGGCCGACGUAGCAGCCGUGGUGAUGCAGGAGGGUCUGGCCAACCUGGUGCUGGUGACCCCAGCUAUGACUCUGCUCCGUGCCAAAGUGGAGCUGACCAUUCCUCGCAAGAGACGGGGGAGCUGCACCCAGCACGAGAAGGCGCUUGAGCGGUUCUAUGAGGCCGUCAUGCAGGCGAUUCUUCGCCACAUCAACUUUGACGUGGUGAAAUGCAUCCUGAUAGCCAGUCCAGGGUUUGUGCGAGACCAGUUUAUGACCUACCUCUUCAAAGAGGCUGUGCGACAGGAUAACAAGAUCCUGCUGGAGAAUCGACCCAAAUUCAUAGUGGUCCACUCGUCAUCAGGUCACAAGUACUCCCUCAAAGAAAUCCUCACCGAUCCCACUGUGACAAGCAGGCUUUCUGAUACCAAGGCAGCAGGAGAGGUGAAGGCCUUGGAGGAAUUCUAUAAGAUGCUGCAGCACGAGCCCGACAGAGCCUUCUACGGACUGGCACAUGUGGAGAAAGCUGCUGACGCCCUCGCCAUCGACACCUUGUUGAUAAGUGAUAAGUUAUUCAGACAUCAGGAUGUUGCAACGAGGAGCCGCUAUGUCCGGUUGGUGGACAAUGUCAGAGACAAUGGCGGCAAUGUCAGAAUAUUCUCAAGCCUUCAUGUGUCUGGUGAACAACUGACUCAGCUGAGCGGGGUGGCUGCCCUUUUGCGGUUUCCCAUCGCCGACCUAUCAGAGCCUGAGGAUGACAGCAGCUCAGACGAAGACUGAUCCACAAACUGUAGCAGGGAGAACUCUUGUUGUGAGAAAUGAAAAGGAAGGUCGUCCAGCGAUAACACAGGAAUGCAUUGACUCAGUGUGUCAUAAAACAAUUAAGCUGCUGUGUUAUGGUCAACCCAUUGCAUCUCUGCAGAAACUUAACCAUUUACCAUAUCUACUCUACAAAAUCAUUUCCUUGAAGUGACCGUCAUUUGAUGCAGUUUUUCAGUGCUUUGGUGCUUUUGGCUUGAAGGUGGGUGAAGUUCAUUAGAAUGCCAAGAAACAGGAAUGUAACAUUUGUUGCCAAGUCCAAAUAAAAACUGUAAAAGUUUGACUCUUGUUGAGCAAUAGAACAUACACAUUUUUUCCUCAAAUGUAUUAUAUUUCUCUUUCAAAUAAACUGGAGCAUUGACCCAC
Messenger RNA from Notolabrus celidotus (New Zealand spotty), 1773 nucleotides. It is a transcript of the gene pelo, whose product is annotated as pelota mRNA surveillance and ribosome rescue factor. The transcript is spliced from 13 exons. Lineage: Eukaryota; Metazoa; Chordata; Actinopteri; Labriformes; Labridae. Gene Ontology annotation, cellular component: cytoplasm. Bases 190 to 1368 code for a protein of 392 amino acids. Gene Ontology annotation, biological process: RNA surveillance; nonfunctional rRNA decay; ribosome disassembly. The record is from RefSeq and is a predicted model, not a curated record.